Molecule: messenger RNA, 1348 nt
Organism: Dioscorea cayenensis subsp. rotundata (Guinea yam)
Lineage: Eukaryota; Viridiplantae; Streptophyta; Magnoliopsida; Dioscoreales; Dioscoreaceae
Product: 3-dehydrosphinganine reductase TSC10A
Exons: 4
Coding region: 33-1094 (353 amino acids)
Biological process (GO): sphingolipid biosynthetic process
Cellular component (GO): endoplasmic reticulum membrane
Molecular function (GO): 3-dehydrosphinganine reductase activity
Source: RefSeq, a predicted model, not a curated record
UAAUUCACAUUUCACACCCGCGAAAACCAUCGAUGUUCUCCAUCUUCUCCACCGAAACCCUAGAUCUCUUCUCCGCUUUCUCAUCGAUCUCUUCUCGUCUUCACUCCAUGGCUUCCCCUUAUCUCCUUCUCCUCCUCUUGAUCCCUGUGCUGCCUCUUAUAUUCCUUCUUGUUCUCGCCUUCUUGGCGCGGCCACGGCCGGCGAAGGUUCCGGUGAAGGGACGGCAUGUCUUCAUUACCGGAGGAUCGUCGGGGAUUGGGCUAGCAAUGGCGCUGCAGGCGGCGUCGGAGGGGGCUCGUGUGUCUAUUUUGGCGCGCAACCAGGCCAAGCUUGAAGAGGCCCGCGAUACCAUUCGGCUCGCCACUGGAAAGGAGGUCACCAUUCUCAGUGCUGAUGUGCGGGACGCUGAGUCUGUCGCGAGGGCCAUUGAGGAGGCGGGGCCAAUUGAUAUCCUAAUUGCCAACCAAGGCGUUUUCAUUCCUCAGGAGCUUGAACUGCAGGACAUGAAGGAAAUUAGGUUCCAAGUUGAGGUGAAUCUCAUGGGCACGUUUCAUCUCAUCAAGGCGGCACUUCCUGGGAUGAGGCAAAAUACUAGGAAGACGGGCCUGCCGGCGUCCAUUGCCAUCAUCUCAUCUCAGGCCGGACAGGUGGGUGUUUAUGGAUACACAGCUUAUUCCGCAAGUAAAUUUGCUCUUCGUGGCUUGGCGGAGGCCUUGCAGCAUGAGGUUAUCUCAGACAAAAUUCAUGUCUCCCUUGUGUUUCCUCCUGAUACAGAGACUCCUGGUCUGGCUGAAGAGCAGAAGAGAAGACCAGAGCUUACCAACCUGAUUGUUGCAUCUUCAGGCGGAAUGAAGGCUGAUGCUGUUGCUAAGAAGGCCCUUGAUGGCAUCAAAUCUGGAACAUUUAUUGUUUCAUGCAAUUUUGAAGGAGUCAUGCUAGCUAUAGCAACUGCUGGUUUGUCACCACAGAGUUCUUACCUGACAGCAUUUUUUGAGGUGUUUGGUGCAGGUUUUAUGCGCUUUGUAGGUCUGUGCUUCCAGUGGAAUUGGUUUACUAUCAUCGAGAAGUUCAAUGCAAAAAACAACAGGAGCUAAGUUAUUUGCAGUGUGGGGGUUACCUUCUUUGCAAGUUACAUGUGUUGUUCAACAUCCAAAGCAACUGUCUGCCUAUGUAAUUGGGUUAUGUAAUGCAUUGUAAACAAAGUAAUAAUUUUGUCUUAGUCUAUUCAAUAAUAAGGUUAUAGCUUUGUGGGAUUCUCACUGCAGGCUUAGCUCUGUCUUCAUUUUGGACUUGAAUGUAUAUUGUAACGUGAUAUUAUUUUCACUUCCAAUAACUUAUGUUCUCAGAA